Styela clava is the source of this 2064-nucleotide messenger RNA. RefSeq names its product alanine--glyoxylate aminotransferase 2, mitochondrial-like. Gene Ontology annotation, biological process: glyoxylate catabolic process. NCBI's taxonomy places the organism in Eukaryota, Metazoa, Chordata, Ascidiacea, Stolidobranchia, Styelidae. The record is from RefSeq and is a predicted model, not a curated record. Gene Ontology annotation, cellular component: mitochondrion. Gene Ontology annotation, molecular function: L-alanine:glyoxylate transaminase activity; pyridoxal phosphate binding.
AUUAUUUAUCUUGGUAACAUGGCGUUAUUACGGCAAACAUUCAAGUCCUGUAACUUGACUACAAGAUUUAUUCAUGGAAAUAGAUCGCGUGGUUACGUGACGUCAUCAGACCGACCCCGGAUGCCAGAAUGUGAGUUUGAAUUCGAAGGAUACGAUGGGAAGCAUUAUGACCAAACACGUACAUUGCACGAAGAGAAGCUAUCGCCGUCACUGUCUCCAUAUUACAGCAGACCAUUGCUCGCCACACAGGGCCGAAUGCAAUGGAUUUGGGAUCAGACUGGCAAACGAUAUCUCGAUCUAUUUGCUGGGAUUGUUACGGUCAGCGUAGGUCAUUGCCAUCCCAAGGUGAACGAGGCCGCACAAAAACAAAUGGGAAAGUUAUGGCACACUACCGCCAUCUAUAUGACUCCGCCAAUAUAUGAAUUCACUGAGAAAUUGGUUGCAACUAUGCCUGGAGAUUUGAAGGUCUGUAUUCUUGCCAACAGUGGCUCAGAAGCGAACGACAUGGCUUUGAUGUUGGCGAGGAUUCACACAGGAGCGUUUGAUGCGAUAUCAUUGAGGAACGCGUAUCACGGUGCCGGGCCUUAUACGAUUGGACUGACUGCCCACGGAACAUGGAAGCAUUCAUACGCUAAUGGAUUCGGAAUCCACCAUGCAAUGAACCCCGAUCCAUAUCGUGGGGUCUGGGGAGGGUCGCAUUGCCGGGAUUCCCCGGUUCAGGUGGAUCGAACUUGCAGCUGCGCGGAAGGACACUGUAUGGCAGAGGAUGAAUACAUAGGGCAGCUGGAAGAAGUCUUGAACUAUUCGGUACCUCCGAAGAUUGCUGCAUUUUUUGCUGAAUCGAUUCAAGGAGUUGGCGGUUCCGUUCAGUUUCCAAAGGGGUAUUUGAAACGAGCCUUCGAACUUGUCAGAUCAAGGGGAGGUUUGUGCAUUUCGGACGAAGUUCAAACAGGUUUCGGACGGAUGGGAUCGCAUAUGUGGGGGUUUCAAACUCAUGACGUAAUACCGGAUAUUGUAACAAUGGCAAAAGGAAUCGGAAACGGGUUUCCAAUGGCUGCCCUUGUUACAACUCCCGCAAUAGCGCAAGCAUUGAAAGGAGUUUUACAUUUCAACACUUUUAGCGGGAAUCCUGUCGCGUGUGCUGUCGGCAGCAGUGUAUUGGAUGUAAUGGAAGAAGAAAAAACGCAACAAAGAUGCGCGGAUGUUGGAACUUAUUUCCUAGAAGAGCUCGGAAAAGUUCGAGAUCAAUAUGACGUAGUUGGUGACGUCAGAGGGAAAGGACUAAUGAUGGGAAUUGAACUCGUGGCCAAUAAAGCUACUCGAGAUCCACUAUUGGGUCCAGAUUUUGUCAAAAUAUUCGAUGAAAUCAAGGAUUUAGGGGUUUUAGUUGGGAGAGGCGGUUACUAUGGCAACGUAUUACGCAUCAAACCCCCAAUGUGCAUCACAGUAGAUGACGUCAAUUUUGCGGUUUCAGUUUUCAGGCGAGCCUUCCAAUCUUAUCAAGACAGACAGGCUUGAGUUCUCUGGGGCUUUAUUGUCGUUCCUGGGCCAUAUAAAUUCAUUCGAAACAGACGUUGCAACGCAAAGGGAACUCGCAUCUUCCAAAUUAAACUGAAUGAAGAGUUGGUUUCGCGGACCGCCUAAUUUUCACUUGUGGGCCGCAGUUUGCUCACCCCUUACCCUGGUGCCUAAUUAAAGCAUCGCAGAUUACGCAUCUUGCGUUCAACCCCAAUCGCUCUCACCCAAGGUGAAAUAAGUUGGGCAGCAAAUGCCGAACCCGAAACAUUCAUGUCCCUCCACAUAAUAGUAGCUCCCAUGGAGCAAAAUGCAUAAGGUAGACAACGGAAGAGAAUAACAGAAGUUAAGAACAAUCAAGUUUCGCCAAAUAUUCUCAUUUCACGAUGCCUCCAUGGCCCUUGUCACAUUUUCUGCCAAAAAAUCAUUGUUCACUUCUCACGACACUUUUGCUUUUUUCAAAAUUAUUUUUCUAUUCGUGAUUGUCGGAUAUCAUCUCGUUCUAGUUGAUGUAUAAGUAUGUACGUGAAAUAUAUUUAGAAUCUAGUA